CUGUACUGGACACUGAAGCUGACAUUGUGCUCGUCCUUGUCAGAUUAGGCCAAUCAAUGACCAAAACUGAAAAGAAGAAGAAGAAGAAGAAGAAGAAGAGGAAGAGGAGGAGGAGGAGGAGUGGAAGGAGAACUGAGGGAUGUGUCUGUGUUUGUUGAGGGGGGGUUGGGAGCAGCUCCUCCCAUAAUUAAGUUAGCGUGCUGCGCUGGAGGUCCAUGUUUACGGGGCAGACGAGGGAGUUUCCUUCACUCCGUGGACGGCUCUGAGACGGCAGCAUCGAGCUCCCUGCAUCUGCAUCUCAUCCCCUCUCUCUGGUUAUUUCUGCAAAUCAUCCCUUCGCUGCGCACACGGGCAACUCAAGGACGAGGAGGAGAGAGGAGGAGGGGGGGGACGAAGGAGAAAGAGGAGAAAGAGGAGAAGCAGCAGCAGCAGCAGCAGCACCUGCCUAACCCUCCACCUCCGUCCCGUUCAUCUCUGCUGUUGCAGCCGCCGCCGCCACCACCGCAUCAUCAUGUGCGACUGUUUCCAUCUGGCUUUCCCCAACUGGCACGCUGCCUCGUCAGCGACGGGAGCUGGUCGGAGGCUCCGGGGACCAGAGGCAGCUACAGAAGACGACUCAAUAUGUGAUGAACCGUCCCAGUUCACAGAGGGGGAGAGACCACGGCCACAAGGCUCAUCGCCCGUCGAGGAGUUUCCUGAAACGGAGAAAUACGGCGACAGUGAGUGUGAACUAGAGCAUGACCCACAACUCAAGAGUGGGAGUGGAAAGAAAACUAAAAAGUCUGGGCUCGGGUCCAUGUUUGAAAAGCGCUCGACCCCAAAGAUGAGUAAACUAAAGGAGGUUCACAGCCCCGAGUCUGAGGUGAUCGUGAAAACAGCCAAAGAGGGAUGUGCAGAGGGUCUCGUUUAUGGUGGCGGAGGGAAAGAUGGAAUCUUCAUUAAGCAAGUGGUACCGGAGUCACCUGCAUCAAAAAGUUUGAAACUGAAAGAAGGUGAUCAGCUUCUCAGUGCCACUGUGUAUUUUGACAAUGUGUCAUACGAGGAUGCCAUUCAAAUUCUGGAGCACGCUCAGGCUUACAAAGUAAAGCUCUGCUUGAAACGCAAACCAGACAUCGCAGACACUGAAGCCGCCGUCGGAUCUGACAUCAUCCCUGAGGAAGAGCUCUACGCUCCAGAGAUGAGGGAGCAAGGGAAAACCAAGAGUCGUGGAGAUGCCCGCAUUUCCUGGCCCAAGUUCUCCUCCUUUGGAAAGGGACGAAAAUCACGUUUUACGAGAUCUCACAGUUCCUCGGAGGCUGAUGAGCAGAGGAAGCUCGAGCUUAGCCCAACGACAAGUGACACCGAGUCACCUAUAAAAUCUCAAGAUGCUCUCAAAGGCAAGAAGAGGCAUAAAAUGAAGCUCCCUGCUCUGAAAAAGAGAGGCCGCAUAAGUUCCUCUGAAGACCAGGACACAGAGGCACCAACAACAGGCCAGAUCAGUUUUGACACUCAUCAGACAUCAGAUAUGAUUUCCCCUGAGUGCCUUGAAAGCCCCUCAGGAGCAAUACCACAAGUCUAUGUGACAGAAGAUGUGAAAGUAAUGGAUGACUUUCAUGAAGCUCAAACCGGUCAACACAAGGUGGAACUCAUAACUAUUGACAGCACACUGAAAACAGCCGAUCUGAAUGUGGCACUGGCAGAUCCAGAAACGCCCCCUGGUGUCAAGUCCCCUGAUGGUAAGAAAAAGAAAAAAGAAAGGUCUGAGUUAAAAAUGAAACUCCUCGGGAAGGACAAACCACACAAGAAGGAUGCAAAAGCAAAAUCCUCACCAAAAAGGCUCAAGACACUGGGUGCAAGUUUUGAAAUAGCAGAUCAACCUGAAACUGAAAAGCCAGAUACCAUCCAAAGCCUUGAGUCACCCACCAAACAGUUCGAAGAUCAACCUGCACUGGACACCAACACCCAAAUUAUCUCAACAACGCCAACAUCAAAGAUGGAAAUUAAUAUACCCAAGGUGGAACUGGAUGUGUCUAAUGUUAUGCUUAUACAAAAAUCUCCAAAGAAAAGUGAACAAAAAUCAAAGAAAGGCAAACAAAAGCAAGAAACAGGAUUCAAAUUGCCUAAAAUAGGUUUAAGUGACAUUGAUAACGAGGGAGCUAUACAAAAAGUGAAUGUAAAUGUUCAAGAAUUCACAACUAAAAUUGAGUCAUUCACGACCGACGGUACAGAAGAUCCUUAUGAGAGACUGUCAAAGAGCGCACAGCUUCCGAAACGUGAAGACAUUGUGAUCCCAGGCAUGGAAGACAGGUCUAGGAGGACCACAGCCAAAGGAAUUAAAGAGCCGAAGGCUUUUUUUAAAGGACAACAUGAAGACAUUCAAGCUGAAGCUGUACAACUGUCAAUUGAUGUUGACAGUGUGAAAGAGGCUGUUUCAAAACUGCCUGGAUAUAAGCUGCCUAAAGUCGAUACAUCUGGGGUGCCUAUUCCUGAAGAAAUUACUGUGAUAGACGCAAAUGCACAAAGAAUAUCAGUGAAAACUCCGACUAAAGUUGUGGAUACAAAGACAAAACAUGAGGCACACUUCAGGAAGUUUGACAUAACUGCCUCUCCACAAAGCUCCAAGACGACAGUCAAACUACCAAACAUCACAUCUACUGAUCUAAUCUCAGAGGAACUUUUAACUGAGACUAGAGCAAAUUUUGAAAAAUUUCAAAAGGAGCACAAAAUCACUGAAAGCAAGAAACAGAUUAAAAUUGAGAGCUAUAAUAGAGAAGAUAUUAUCAUACCUGGAAAAGAAACUGCACAAGAAACAUUCAUCCUUCAGACAAAACAAACACAAGGCACAGAUGGUGCCAGCUUUGAAUAUGAAUCUACAAUCUUUAAAGAAUCAGAUAAGAAAUCAAAGGCAAAGAUAACAAUGCCAAGCUUAGGGAUAACAAAACCAGACAUAAGGAUUCCAGACAUUGGAAUUCAUUUGCCAAAACAAAAAGUCUCAGAGCAAAAAGGUGAUGCAGCAAAAGAAGAAAAUCUUACAUGGCAAGAGGAAAAGGUGCAGAUUAGAGGAGCUGUGUCUGAUGUCAAAAUACCAGAAAUCGACGGCAUUGAAUUUAUUGAUUCAGUGGAUGGUUCACCAGCCAAAAGCGAUGGCGGAAUUAAGUUUACAGGUGUUGAUGUUCAUCUGGAUGCAAAACCAAAGGCAGACAUUUUAAUUCCAGACAUCCAAGGGGAAGUAAAAGAUGUUGAAGCUAAAGAACACAAAGUUAAACUGUCCAGAUUUGGAGCAACAACUCCAGACAUCAAUGUAAAUAUUCCCGACAGAGAUAAGGAUACAAACCUUGACGGCAUUGACAUAAAAUCUCCUGAAGGAGAAGGAAAAAAUAGCAAGUUUAAAAUGCCAAAUCUUGGCAUCUCCAUACCAAAGAUGAAAGGACCAAAAAUUGAUUCAAGCCCAUCAAAGAAAAAUGUAGCUGUCACACUACCAGAGACAAAGGCUGAGGUCAAACUCAGCCCUGGGAAUAUCCCUGAAACUGACAUUACACUUGGUGGUGCAGAUGUUUCUUCACUGGAGGUCAAAAAGCCUGAACUGGAAACAAAACCUCUAGAUUUGGGAGGUGACCCAGAUGUGCAAGGAAGCAGGUUCAAAAUGCCAAGAUUUGGAAUCAAAAUGCCCAAAAUAAAAAGCCCUGAACUUGAUUUCACUUUUUCAAAGAAAGAUGCAGAUGUCAAAUUACCAGAGCCUAAAGGUGAGGUCCAGCUCCCAGAAGCUCCUGAGAUGGACAUUACAAUUGGUAGUGCAGAUGUUGCUUUGCCAGAGCAAACGUUGGAGGUCAAAAAGCCUGAACUGGAAACAAAACCUCUAGAGUUGGAAGGGGACCCAGAUGUGCAAGGAAGUAAAUUCAAAAUGCCAAAAUUUGGAAUCAAAAUGCCCAAAAUAAAAAGUCCUGAAUUUGAGUUAAGCUUGUCAAAGAAAGAUGCAGAUGUCGAAUUACCAGAUGCUCAGGCUGAGGUCCAACUCCCAGAAGCUUUUGAAAAUGAUGUUACUCUUGGGAGCAUAGAUGUUUCUAUUCCAAAGCAAAAGAUGGAAGUAGAAAAACCUGAAGUGGAAGUCAAGACUGAAGGUGAAUCUGAUGGACAAGGAAUCAAGUUCAAAAUGCCAAAGUUGGGAAUUUCUGUGCCAAAAGUAAAAGGGCCUGAAUUUGAUGUAAACUUAUCAAAGAAAGAUGUGGAUGUGAUGCUACCAGAAGCUAAAGGGAAAGUCCAACUCCCUGAUGUUGAACUAAAGGAAUCCUAUGAUAAAGUAGAAAUUAAAGCUCCUGAAAUUAAAGUUGCAGAAAAGGAUACAGAUGGAUCACCAUCAAAAUUUAAAAUGCCAUCUUUCAAGAUGCCCAAAUUCGGGAUUGCAACUUCAAACGUCAGUGCUGAAGUAUCUACUAAAAUCAAAGACACUCAAAUUCCUGAAAGAGAGCUGAAAGCAAGUGAAGAAGGAUUUGACAUGGGAACAGCAGAGACUCAUACUAUAGGUUCAACUGUUGAUGUGAAGUCAACAGCACCUGACAUUGAUGGAAAGAGCAGCAAGUUCAAAAUGCCAAAAUUUGGAAUAUCACUGCCAAAAGUAAAAGGUCCAGAAAUUGAUUUAAGCUUAUCAAAAAAAGACAUCACAACAACAAUGCCUAAAGCUGAAGCAGAAGUAAAACUUUCUGAUGUUGAAUGUACAGAGCCUGCUUUACAUCUAGAGGCCAAAGCCCCAGAGUUUCCAGUUCACCAAGAUGCUGAAGGGUCACCAUCCAAAUUUAAGAUGCCAACAUUUAAACUACCAAAACUUGAAACUGAAACUACAAGCACCUCUGUGGAAAUAUCUGGUAUGGACAAAGAUGUAAAAAUAGACGGAGCUGACAUUAAUAUUUCAGUAGAGGGGCCUGCAGUUAACAUCGAAUCCCCCAGCAUUGAGGUUUUAAGUCCUUCAACAGAAGGAGCCGAACAUGACGUAAAAGGAAGCAAGUUUAAAAUGCCACAACUGGGAUUUUCUCGGCCAAAGGUAAAAGGACCUAAAAUUGAUAUCAGCUUACCAAAGAAAGACUCUGAUGUCAAACUUCCGAAGGCUGAUCUUGGAGAAGUAGAUGUUUCAACUAUAGAUGCUAAGAUAAAAGUUCCAGAAGUCAAAGUUCCAGAAUCCACUAAAAUUGAUGCAGAGGUUAAAGCAGAUGACACUGAAAAAUAUGGCGGGAAGUUUAAAAUGCCAAAGUUUGGAAUAAAAAUGCCAAAAGUGAAAGGCCCUGAAUUUGAUUUUAACCUGUCGAAGAAAGAUGUAGAUUUCACACCAGAAGCUAAAGCAGACAUCGACAUCCCUGAUGUUGAAGUGAAAUCAUCUUCUGCAAAAGCAGAAAUUGAAGCUCCUGAGCUUGAAGUUGCAGCUAAAGAUAUAGAAGGAUCCUCUUCAAAAUUUAAAAUGCCAAGUUUAAGUCUUUCUUCAACUCAAGUCAAAGGGCCUGAAAUAAAUGUAAGCUUACCAAAGAAAGAAACAGACAUCACUUUGCCCGAGAAUGUAGCUGAGGUCAAAGCCUCUAAAAUCAAUGUCAGUCUUGGGAAAGCAGAAGUUUUGAUACCUGAGGCAGAAGUGGAAGUUAAAAAACCUGAAGUCCAAAUCAAAACUUUGCAGACUGAUGGUGAACUUGAACGAGAAGGAGGUCAUUUCAAAAUGCCAAAGUUUGGGUUCACAAUGCCAAAAGGGCCUGAAAUUGACUUAAACUUAGCAAAAACAAAUGUUGAUGUGACAUUUCCAGAAGCAAAACCUGAGGUCAAACUUGAAAAAUUUAAAGUUGAAGGAGAUGCAAGGACAGAUGUGGAAAUCACACUACCAGAGGCCAAAGCAGAUGUUAGUCUCCCUGGUGCAGACAUUAAAGUUCCUUCUAUGAAAGGGGAAAUCAAAACUGUUGACACUGACACUCCGUUGAGCAGUGUGAAAGCAUCACAAUCAAAAUUUAAAAUGCCAAGUUUCAAAUUUCCCAAAUUUGGUGCCACUGUGCCACACAUGACUGCUGAUGUACCUGAAUCAGAUACAGAGAUGGAAAUCAGUGGAGCUGAGAUUCACAAAUCUAUCCCACAUGCAGAUUUUCCUGUUCCUGAAAUUAAAGCUGAGGUGGAUAUGCCAGAUGUUGAAGUCAAAGAGUCACUGGCCGGUACUGCGUUAGAGCUACAGGCAGGUGUUGAGAUUGAAGCAAAACAGAAAAAAUCAAAAUUUUCAUUGCCCAGAUUUUCUUUUUCAAAAUCAAGUGUUAAGUCUCCAGAAGCUGAUGUCAGUUUUCAAGAUGUGAAUGUUGCUAUUCCAGAAGGAAAGGUGGAAAUAAAAGAGGAAAAAGUUGAUAUAAAACCACCAGAAUGUGAAGUUCAAGUUGAUGAGAAAGGAAGCAAAUUUAAAACGCCACAGUUUGCAAUCACUAUGCCAAAGGUAACAGGCCCCAAAAUAGAUUUAGGUUUAUCAAAGACGGAUGUAGAUGUAUCACUACCGGAAGCCAAAGCUGAAGUCAAACUCCCUGAUGUCGAACUGAAGAAACCUUCUGCUGAAGUUGAAAUUAAAGCACCUGAGAUGAAGAUAAAGGAUAAAGAAGGAUCACCAUCAAAGUUCAAAAUGCCAUCAUUUAAACUUCCCAAAUUUGGGGUCAGCACUCCAUCUGUAACAGCAGAAGUACCUGAUAUGGACAAAGGCAUUAAAAUAGAUGGAGCUGACAUUAAGAUUCCUGAGGAGGUUCUUGCAGUUGAAAUUACAGCACCCAGCAUUGACAUUGAAGGUCCAUCAGUAGAUGUGAAAACUACAGGAACUGAACUAGAAGGAAAAGGAAGCAAGUUUCAACUUCCAAGUCUUGGAUUUUCAGGGCCUCAAGUCAAAGGGCCCAGCAUUGAUUUAACUUUACCAAAGAAGGAUGUAGAUGUGACACUACCAGAAGCCAAAGCUGAAGUCAAACUCCCUGAUGUCGAACUGAAGAAACCUUCUGCUGAAGUUGAAAUUAAAGCACCCGAGAUGAAGAUAAAGGAUAAAGAAGGAUCACCUUCAAAGUUUAAAAUGCCAUCAUUUAAACUUCCCAAAUUUGGGGUCAGCACUCCAUCUGUAACAGCAGAAGUACCUGAUAUGGACAAAGACAUCAAAAUAGAUGGAGCUGACAUUAAGAUUCCUGAGGAGGUUCUUGCAGUUGACAUUACAGCACCCAGCAUCGACAUUGAAGGUCCAUCAGUAGAUGUGAAAACUACAGGAACUGAACUAGAAGGAAAAGGAAGCAAGUUUAAACUUCCAAGUCUUGGAUUCUCUGGGCCUCAAGUCAAAGGGCCCAGCAUUGAUUUAACUUUACCAAAGAAGGAUUUAGAUGUGACACUACCAGAAGCCAAAGCUGAAGUCAAACUCCCUGAUGUCGAACUGAAGAAACCUUCUGCUGAAGUUGAAAUUAAAGCACCUGAGAUGAAGAUAAAGGAUAAAGAAGGAUCACCAUCAAAGUUCAAAAUGCCAUCAUUUAAACUUCCCAAAUUUGGGGUCAGCACUCCAUCUGUAACAGCAGAAGUACCUGAUAUGGACAAAGGCAUUAAAAUAGAUGGAGCUGACAUUAAGAUUCCUGAGGAGGUUCUUGCAGUUGAAAUUACAGCACCCAGCAUUGACAUUGAAGGUCCAUCAGUAGAUGUGAAAACUACAGGAACUGAACUAGAAGGAAAAGGAAGCAAGUUUCAACUUCCAAGUCUUGGAUUUUCAGGGCCUCAAGUCAAAGGGCCCAGCAUUGAUUUAACUUUACCAAAGAAGGAUGUAGAUGUGACACUACCAGAAGCCAAAGCUGAAGUCAAACUCCCUGAUGUCGAACUGAAGAAACCUUCUGCUGAAGUUGAAAUUAAAGCACCCGAGAUGAAGAUAAAGGAUAAAGAAGGAUCACCUUCAAAGUUUAAAAUGCCAUCAUUUAAACUUCCCAAAUUUGGGGUCAGCACUCCAUCUGUAACAGCAGAAGUACCUGAUAUGGACAAAGACAUCAAAAUAGAUGGAGCUGACAUUAAGAUUCCUGAGGAGGUUCUUGCAGUUGACAUUACAGCACCCAGCAUCGACAUUGAAGGUCCAUCAGUAGAUGUGAAAACUACAGGAACUGAACUAGAAGGAAAAGGAAGCAAGUUUAAACUUCCAAGUCUUGGAUUCUCUGGGCCUCAAGUCAAAGGGCCCAGCAUUGAUUUAACUUUACCAAAGAAGGAUUUAGAUGUGACACUACCAGAAGCCAAAGCUGAAGUCAAACUCCCUGAUGUCGAACUGAAGAAACCUUCUGCUGAAGUUGAAAUUAAAGCACCUGAGAUGAAGAUGAAGGAUAAAGAAGGAUCACCUUCAAAGUUCAAAAUGCCAUCAUUUAAACUUCCCAAAUUUGGGGUCAGUACUCCAUCUGUAACAGCAGAAGUACCUGAUAUGGACAAAGACAUCAAAACAGAUGGAGCUGACAUUAAGAUUCCUGAGGAGGUUCUUGCAGUUGAAAUUACAGCACCCAGCAUUGACAUUGAAGGUCCAUCAGUCGAUGUGAAAACUACAGGAACUGAACUAGAAGGAAAAGGAAGCAAGUUUCAACUUCCAAGUCUUGGAUUUUCGGGGCCUCAAGUCAAAGGGCCCAGCAUCGAUUUAACUUUACCAAAGAAGGAUGUAGAUGUGACACUACCAGAAGCCAAAGCUGAAGUCAAACUCCCUGAUGUCGAACUGAAGAAACCUUCUGCUGAAGUUGAAAUUAAAGCACCCGAGAUGAAGAUAAAGGAUAAAGAAGGAUCACCUUCAAAGUUUAAAAUGCCAUCAUUUAAACUUCCCAAAUUUGGGGUCAGCACUCCAUCUGUAACAGCAGAAGUACCCGAUAUGGACAAAGACAUCAAAAUAGAUGGAGCUGACAUUAAGAUUCCUGAGGAGGUUCUUGCAGUUGACAUUACAGCACCCAGCAUCGACAUUGAAGGUCCAUCAGUCGAUGUGAAAACUACAGGAACUGAACUAGAAGGAAAAGGAAGCAAGUUUAAAUUUCCAAGUCUUGGAUUUUCAGGGCCUCAAGUCAAAGGGCCCAGCAUUGAUUUAACUUUAACAAAGAAAGAUGUAGAUGUAUCACUACCGGAAGCCAAAGCUGAUAUCAAACUCCCUGAUGUUGAACUGAAAAAACCUUCUGCUGAAGUCGAAAUUGAGGCACCUGAGAUGAAGAUGAAGGAUAAAGAAGGAUCACCUUCAAAGUUUAAAAUGCCAACAUUUAAACUUCCAAAAUUUGGAGUCAGUACUCCAUCUGUAACAGCAGAAGUACCUGAUAUGGACAAAGACAUCAAAAUAGAUGGAGCUGACAUUGAGAUUCCUGAGGAGGUUCUUGCCGUUGACAUUACAGCACCCAGCAUUGACAUUGAAGGUCCAUCAGUAGAUGUGAAAACUACAGGAACUGAACUAGAAGGAAAAGGAAGCAAGUUUAAAUUUCCAAGUCUUGGAUUCUCUGGGCCUCAAGUCAAAGGGCCCAGCAUUGAUUUAACUUUACCAAAGAAGGACGUAGAUGUGACACUACCAGAAGCCAAAGCUGAAGUCAAACUCCCUGAUGUCAAACUGAAGAAACCUUCUGCUGAAGUUGAAAUUAAAGCACCCGAGAUGAAGAUGAAGGAUAAAGAAGGAUCACCAUCAAAGUUCAAAAUGCCAUCAUUUAAACUUCCCAAAUUUGGGGUCAGCACUCCAUCUGUAACAGCAGAAGUACCUGAUAUGGACAAAGACAUCAAAAUAGAUGGAGCUGACAUUAAGAUUCCUGAGGAGGUUCUUGCAGUUGACAUUACAGCACCCAGCAUCGACAUUGAAGGUCCAUCAGUCGAUGUGAAAACUACAGGAACUGAACUAGAAGGAAAAGGAAGCAAGUUUAAACUUCCAAGUCUUGGAUUCUCUGGGCCUCAAGUCAAAGGGCCCAGCAUUGAUUUAACUUUACCAAAGAAGGAUGUAGAUGUGACACUACCAGAAGCCAAAGCUGAAGUCAAACUCCCUGAUGUUGAACUGAAGAAACCUUCUGCUGAAGUGGAAAUUAAGGCACCUGAGAUGAAGAUAAAGGAUAAAGAAGGAUCACCUUCAAAGUUUAAAAUGCCAUCAUUUAAACUUCCCAAAUUUGGGGUUGGAACUGCAACAGCAGAAGUACCUGAUAUGGACAAAGGUGUCAAAAUAGAUGGAGCUGACAUUAAGAUUCCUGAGGAGGUACUCGCAGUUGAAAUUACAGCACCAAGUAUUGACAUUGAAGGUCCGUCUGUUGAUGUGAAAACUACAGGAACUGGACUAGAAGGAAAAGGAAGCAAGUUUCAACUUCCAAGUCUUGGAUUCUCUGGGCCUCAAGUCAAAGGGCCCGGCAUUGAUUUAACUUUACCAAAGAAAGAUGUAGAUGUGACACUACCGGAAGCCAAAGCUGAAGUUAAACUCCCUGAAAUGAAAGAUGCUUCUGUCAAAGUGGGAGCUCCUGGAAUUGAUCUUCAGACAAGUAAUAUUGAAGGAUCACCAUCAACAUUUAAAAUGCCAACAAUAAAAUUACCAAAAGUUGGAGCUGCUUCUCCACAUGUUAGUGUGGAAUUACCUGAUAUGGACAAAGACUUGAAGGUGGAUGGAGAAAAUUUAAAAUUACAAGAAGCUAAAGCGGAACUUCCUGAUAUUGAAAUGAAAGAGCCCACAGGUUCAUUUACUAUACCACAGGCACAAGUAGUAGAAGGUGAAGCCAAACUGAAAAAGCCAAGCUGGACAAUGCCAAGAUUUUCAUUUUCAAAGGCAAGUAGUAAGACCUCUGAGGAUGAUACCAACCUUGAUGUCCCUAAAGUUGACGUUAAACUACCAAAGGCAAAAACAGACAUGGAUCUUCCAGCUGCUGACAUCAAAGAUACAAUAGAGGGGUCAGCUUCAGUAGACACUGCUGCAAAACUGAAAAAGCCAAGGUUUUCCUUACCCAAAAUUUCAUUUUCAAAGCAAAGUAUAAAAGAGCCCGAAGUUGAUGUCAGUCUGCCGAAAGUUGACGUUUCUCUUGCAGAAGGUAAUGUGGAGGUUAAACAACCUGACAUUGAGUUGAAAUCAUCAGAUGGUGAAAUAGAAUUAGAUGGUCAGGAAAGUAAGUUUAAAAUGCCAAAGUUUGGUAUCACAAUGCCCAAAGUGAAAGAUUUAAACAUAUCAAAAACACACAAAGAUGUUGUACUCCCAGAAAUCAAAGCUGAAGUUCAACUGCCGGAUGUUAAAAUAGAACAACCCUCUGCCAAAGUAGAAAUUGAGGCACCUGAGAUUGAAGCUCAAGCAGGUAUUGUUGAAGUCUCAUCAUCAAAACUUAAAAUGCCAACCAUCACAUUACCCACAUUUGGAGGUCCUACUCCAAAGAUCAGCAAGAGUGUACCUGAUAUGGACAAAGGUGUCAAAAUAGAUGGAGCUGACAUUGAAGUUCCUGAGGAGGUUCUUGCAGUUGAAAUCACAGCACCAAGCAUCGACAUUGAAGGUCCAUCAGUUGAUGUAAAAACUACAGGAACUGAAUUGGAGGGAAAAGGAAGCAAGUUUAAAUUUCCAAGUCUUGGGUUUUCUGGGCCUCGAGUCAAAGGGCCCGACAUUGAUGUAAAUUUAUCAAAGAAGGAUGUAGAUGUGACACUACCAGAAGCUGAAGCUGAGGUCAAACUCCCUGAUGUUGAACUGAAGAAACCUUCUGCUGAAGUUGAAAUUAAAGCACCUGAGAUGAAGAUGAAGGAUAAAGAAGGAUCACCUUCAAAGUUUAAAAUGCCAACAUUCAAACUUCCAAAAUUUGGGGUCAGCACCCCAUCUGCAACAGCAGAAGUACCCGAUAUGGACAAAGGAAUCAAAAUAGAUGGAGCUGACAUUAAAGUUCCUGAGGAGGUUCUUGCAGUUGAAAUUACAGCACCCAGCAUCGACAUUGAAGGUCCAUCAGUCGAUGUGAAAACUACAGGAACUGAACUAGAAGGAAAAGGAAGCAAGUUUAAAUUUCCAAGUCUUGGAUUUUCGGGGCCUCAAGUCAAAGGGCCCAGCAUUGAUUUAACUUUACCAAAGAAGGAUGUAGAUGUGACACUACCGGAAGCCAAAGCUGAAGUCGAACUCCCUGAUGUCGAACUGAAGAAACCUUCUGCUGAAGUUGAAAUUAAGGCACCUGAGAUGAAGAUGAAGGAUAAAGAAGGAUCACCAUCAAAGUUUAAAAUGCCAACAUUCAAACUUCCAAAAUUUGGGGUAAGCACUCCAUCUGCAACAGCAGAAGUACCUGAUAUGGACAAAGACAUCAAAAUAGAUGGAGCUGACAUUAAGAUUCCUGAGGAGGUUCUUGCAGUUGACAUUACAGCACCCAGCAUCGACAUUGAAGGCCCAUCAGUAGAUGUGAAAACUACAGGAACUGAAUUAGAAGGAAAAGGAAGCAAGUUUAAAUUUCCAAGUCUUGGAUUUUCGGGGCCUCAUCUCAAAGGGCCCAACAUUGAUUUAACUCUACCAAAGAAAGAUGUAGAUGUGACACUACCGAAAGCUGAAGCUGAAGUCAAAGUCCCUGAUGCUGAACUGAAAAAACCUUCUGCUGAAGUUGAAAUGAAAGCACCUGAGAUGACGGUGAAGGAUAAAGAAGGAUCACCAUCAAAGUUUAAAAUGCCAACAUUCAAACUUCCCAAAUUUGGGGUCAGCACUCCAUCUGUAACAGCAGAAGUACCUGAUAUGGAUAAAGGCAUUAAAAUAGAUGGAGCUGACAUUAAGAUUCCUGAGGAGGUUCUUGCAGUUGAAAUUACAGCACCCAGCAUUGACAUUGAAGGUCCAUCAGUAGAUGUAAAAACUACAGGAACUGAACUAGAGGGAAAAGGAAGCAAGUUUAAACUUCCAAGUCUUGGAUUUUCUGGGCCUCAAGUCAAAGGGCCCGGCAUUGAUUUAACUUUACCAAAGAAGGAUGUAGAUGUGACACUACCAGAAGCCAAAGCUGAAGUUAAACUACCCACAGCUGAGGACAAAGAAGCUGAGGGAGCUGCUUCAGUACCUGAUGCUCCAACAGUUGAGGCUGAAGCCAAGCAGAAAAGACCAAACUGGACAUUUCCUAAAUUUUCACUUUCAAGGACAAGUGGUAAAGCCCCUGAUGCUGAUGUCAACCUUGAAACACCCAAAGGCGAUGUGUUAUCACCAGAAGCCAAAGUGGAAGUCUCUUCACCAGAUGUUGAAGUCAAAGAAUCUUCAGGGGGUGUUGCCAUGGAAGAGCCCCCUGCAGCAGAACUUGACACAUAUUUGAAAAAAUCCAGAUUUUCACUGCCUAGAUUUUCAUUUUCAAAGUCAAGCAGUAAAGAAACCGAACUGAGUGCUGAGGUUCCACGGGUUGAUGUUUCCCUUUCAGAGGGACAAGUAAAAGUCAAACACCCUGAAAUGGAUAUUAAAGUGACUGAGAUUGAAGCUAGACAGGAUGGACAAGGAGGAGCAUUUAAAUUGCCAAAGUUUGGUAUUUCACAACCAAAAGCUAAAGGACUUGAAGUUGGUUUAAAUGAAUCAACAAAAGAUGUAGACAUCACACUGCCAGAAGUUAAAGCAGAGGCCAAACUCUCCGAAGCUCAAGUCAAAGAAUUUUCAACUGAUGUUGACAUUAAAGCUUCUGAGGCUGAAGCUAAUUCAAAAGAUGUUGGAGGAUCGCCAUUAAAAUUUAAAAUGCCAACACUUAAAAUGCCAAAAUUUGGCAGCGCCUCUUAUGAUGUUACCACAGAAACACCUAAGGCAGAAGUACCUGAGACUGAUGGAGCAAAGGAGGAUGUUUCAGUGACCAUAAAAGGUCCAAGUCUUGAUAUUAAAACAGACGUUUCUAAAGAAUCGAGUUCUGACACAGCAAAAACAGAGACUGAUGGUGUGGGUCUUGUAUCUCCAAGUAAAUUCAAACUGCCAUCCUUUAAAAUGCCACGGUUAAGUUUUUCAAAACCUAAACCAGAAGAUGAAUAUUCCCCUGUUGACACUGAGGAUAAAGAAUCGGAACUGAAAGUUGAGCCGAAAGGAGAGAGUAAAUCUCCAAAAUUGACACUGAAAUCAUUUGGUGAUAUUCUCAAGACGAUUGAUGUUGAAUUUGAUGUUCCAAAAGUGGACGAAGACAAAUCUGAAACGCCUAAGGAAGUUCAUGAAACACUGGAAAAGCAGUUGGAGGCAAAAGAAAUAACAACCAAGCAAGAGACUACCAAAAGUCCUGAGAGGACCGGCUGGUUCAAAUUCCCCAAGUUCGGCCUGUCUUCCCCAUCAGAGCAGCCCAAGAUUUCAGAAGACAAUCAAAAGGAUGAAAACAGCCCAACUGGAGAAACAGGCAAUGAUGAACUAAGCCCCUCAGGUUCUGUCCAGUCAUCAGAUGCUUUUGCUGAUAUCAGCUCUGCAAUCACCAGCGAGCAUGCUGGUCUGUCCUUAUCUUCUCCAACUAAGGUAACUGUCAAAUACUCUGAUCCCAAUACUGCUGCUGGGCUUGGAGAAAUGCACAGUAACAUCAUUACUUCCACAACGAGAACUGAGCUGAUCCCAGAGGUGCCCAACUUGCCUGAGAAAAUCACCAUUCUGUCAUCCGGAGUUUCGUCUUCCUCAGAAGACACACUCCAACUGCAAUCUGGAAAAAUACACAUCAUUACAACAAAUAUACAAGCAACCCCGGAAGCUCAACACGCCACACUACUAACUCCUGUCCAAAUCCAGUCAGUCGAAGGCCUCCCUUUAGAAUCUCAAGCGAACGAAGCUGCAUCGUGGAGUGUGGAAGAAUCACAAAGUGGCAAGAAAACUGUGUUUGAGAGGCACGUAGCUAGCAAAACGUCAAGUGGAGUAGGUCAGAGCGGAGAAACGAUUGUUAUAACUAAACAAAUCACGCGUGUGUUUGACUCUUCUGAGCCAAUCUCAGGUGAGACGGCUUCGUCCAUUCAACGACUCAGAGACUCUGUGCACUCUGAGAAAAUGAAAUUCUUUGAUGGAGCAGAGAAGUGAAAUAAUUUAUCUGAAAAAAUUUACCUGAGAAGAUGUUACUUGUUGUUGUUGCCGACGUUGCCAUAGUCAGGGGAUGUAGGACUGGACCGGUAAAAGGAAAACGUUUUUUGCCACGUUUCACUAAACCCCAUCACAGCAAAUAACUUGCAGUGGUGAUGUCUGGUUGCAUGUUGUUGACCUAUAAAGAAAUGGAUUCACGUAACACACAGUGACAAUGUGAUUAACAUGUUAAUAAGAUGUUUAAAUGAGAGCCAUUACUGCAAAUCACCAAAUAUUCUUGCUUUAAAAAUGUCUCAUUUCGUAGUUUUUAAAUGUACAAUAUUGACCGAUUUACUUGUGCUCUUACUCUAUAAGAUAAUCACCAGUGCAUUUGAUGGAAAAUAUCAGAGACUGUUGCAAAAACCAAUCAAUGUUACUGACAUUCCAAUGUAUGUUUACAGUAAUUUCACUAUAAAACUGACAGUAGAGAACAGCUACAAUACCAUAAUGCAGUAUAUGGCAGUAAAAAUGUACAUGUAUCACAAAAGAUGUUGUUUUUGCCAUAGCUUAAAUGUUAACAGACAACAGCAAACGCAAAGCUGAAAUGAAAUGCUCAUGAGUGGACACGGCUACUGUACUGCUGCAACUAUAUUUUUUAAUUAAUACUUUGCUACUUACAACCUAAUUUGCUACAAGAUAGAUCUGUAUGUUCUCAUUCAAUAUCUCUGUACAAAGUGGGAAUAUUGAACUGUCUGUGUAAAUAGCUCUUAAUAAUGUUUUACGAUUACUGCUCCUGUUUGUAUUCCGACAGGCUUUAACUUAACAUGUCUGCAAACUUAUACACAAUGAAUAAAUACUAUUAUAUGCAAAACAA
Mugil cephalus (flathead mullet) is the source of this 15755-nucleotide messenger RNA. RefSeq names its product neuroblast differentiation-associated protein AHNAK-like. NCBI's taxonomy places the organism in Eukaryota, Metazoa, Chordata, Actinopteri, Mugiliformes, Mugilidae. Gene Ontology annotation, molecular function: protein binding. The coding region runs from base 512 to 14902 and encodes 4796 amino acids. Gene Ontology annotation, biological process: peripheral nervous system myelin maintenance; regulation of RNA splicing. The transcript is spliced from 7 exons. Gene Ontology annotation, cellular component: cytoplasm; nucleus. The record is from RefSeq and is a predicted model, not a curated record.